CGGAGGCCACGCCCCCUCCGCCCCGAGCCGAGCCGAGCGGAGCCGAAAGGAGGCGAACGGGUGCCGAGCGGUCCGCUGCUCCCCACCAUGCCGGGCCUGCUGCUGGGCGACGAGGCGCCCGACUUCGAGGCGGACACCACGCAGGGCCGCAUCCGCUUCCACGACUUCCUGGGCGACUCAUGGGGCAUCCUCUUCUCCCAUCCGCGGGACUUCACGCCCGUCUGCACCACGGAGCUGGGCCGGGCGGCCAAGCUGGCACCCGAGUUCAGCAAACGCAACGUGAAGAUGAUCGCCCUCUCCAUUGACAGCGUCCCCGACCACCUCGCCUGGAGCAAGGACAUCAAUGCAUACAAUGGAGAUCAACCUGUGGAGAAGCUCCCCUUCCCCAUCAUUGCUGAUAAGAACCGAGAGCUCGCCGUCAAGCUGGGCAUGCUGGACCCGGAUGAGCGGGACAAGGACGGCAUGCCCCUGACUGCUCGUGUGGUGUUCAUAUUCGGCCCUGAUAAGAAGCUGAAACUCUCCAUCCUGUACCCAGCCACUACUGGGAGAAAUUUUGAUGAGAUCCUGAGAGUGGUGGACUCACUGCAGCUGACAGCAUACAAGAAGGUUGCUACCCCUGUGGACUGGAAGUGUGGUGACAGCGUCAUGGUUGUGCCCACCUUACCUGAUGAAGAAGCCAAGAAGCUUUUCCCCAAAGGAGUCUUCACGAAGGAUCUCCCAUCAGGCAAGAAGUACCUGCGUUACACCCCACAGCCCGAGUGAGCAGCUUUGCCCACCCAUGCUGUGAGCAUGGUCCUUGGGUGGUGGGAGCCUGCCUUUGCCUGAAUCCUGCCUCCCGAGCCCUGUGUGAUCAGCAGCAUCAUACUGUGACUCUCACUGACAGUGCAUCCUGAUACUAAGCCAAUCUUCCACAUCCCUUUGUCCCCCACACUCUCUCAAACUAAAACCCUGGGUGUUUUCUUACCUUGAAUCAGCCCUACAAGGAAGAGGUUAGCAGACUGGUGGUGCUCCAGUGCUCACACUGCGGGCCUUUCUCCUGUUUGGCACCAGCUUUUCCUGGCAGCAAAGUGAGAAGUGUGGUGUCAGCAGAUAGGUCACAAGGGGUGUCCUGCUGGGCCCCAUGCCUCCCAUCAGGUAGCUCCAAACUGUUUCAUGCCUUUAGGAGCAGUGGUCACUAACUUGUUAACACCUUCAUUUGUUCCCCUGUGUAGGGGAGGAGCUGCAGAGCAAAAUCUCUCACUUCUUAAUGCUUUCUCUUGCUGAAAGUUGACUGAUUGUUUUCAGCUUGUUUCAGAUUGUUUUCAGUGGAAGAGGGAAUAGAGCAAAUAAACUGGUCUUCAGUUA
Molecule: messenger RNA, 1344 nt
Organism: Phasianus colchicus (ring-necked pheasant)
Lineage: Eukaryota; Metazoa; Chordata; Aves; Galliformes; Phasianidae
Source: RefSeq, a predicted model, not a curated record